CGACACGCGUGGGCGGAGCGGCGGGCGGGGCUGGGAGCGGCGCGGGGGGCGGUGCGGGGGGGAGCGCGCCCGCAGAGAGCCGCGCUCGGCGCCCGCCCGGCAGCGCCUCCCGCCGCCGCGGCACCAUGUGGCAGCCGGCCACGGAGCGGCUGCAGCACUUUCAGACCAUGUUAAAGACUAAGUUGAAUGUCCUAACUCUUCGGAAAGAACCUCUUCCGACAGUGAUUUUCCAUGAACCAGAAGCCAUUGAGCUGUGCACCACAACUCCCCUCAUGAAGACCCGGAGUCACACUGGAUGCAAGGUUACAUAUUUGGGUAAGGUUUCCACAACAGGGAUGCAAUUUUUGUCAGGCUGCACAGAGAAACCGGUCAUUGAAUUAUGGAAGAAGCACACGCUUGCUAGGGAGGAUAUUUACCCAGCUAAUGCCCUUCUGGAAAUUCGCCCUUUCCAAGUCUGGCUGCAUCAUCUGGACCUCAAAGGUGAGGCAACAGUCCACAUGGAUACCUUUCAGGUAGCACGUAUAGCCUACUGCACUGCUGACCACAACAUCAGCCCAAACAUCUUUGCUUGGGUCUAUCGGGAGAUCAACGAUGACUUGUCCUACCAGAUGGACUGCCAUGCUGUAGAGUGUGAGAGCAAGCUGGAGGCUAAGAAGCUGGCCCAUGCCAUGAUGGAGGCCUUUAAGAAAACUUUUCACAGCAUGAAAAGCGAUGGUCGGAUCCACAGGAACAGCUCGUCAGAGGAAGUGUCUCAUGAAUUUGAGUCUGAUGAUGGCUGACUGAACUCAAUCAUGGUUCAGCAAAGGCAGAAAUGGCCCAGGGAAUGAGAGCUGAUAGAUGAAUAAGUAACAAUUGAAACUGGGGAAGGAAAGGACUGCCAAACAGUUCUCUGACCAGCUUUUUAAAUCGAAAGAGCAAUUCAGUACCUACAGAUACGCAUCAUUAAAGUAAUCACAUUGAAAUCUGCUGCUGUUGUAAAAGUGAGGAAAAAAAAGCUCCCUCCCCCAUUUCUCUCACCCACCCAUCACUGUCCCUUUCUCAUCUCUGUAGUUCAGGUGCAUACCAUGAAGUGGAGUCAUUCCUGUUUGUUUUAUAAGGCUGGUCAGGCAAUUUUAUUAGUUGCUCCCCUGGCAUUACAAGCUGGGGUCUGAUGCUGAUGCACAAGAGCAAGUAGACCUGGAAAGCCCUAAUGGCUCCUGAAGAAUCUUUCUCCAUGAUGCAUCACAAAAAUUCUUUGACCGUACGUAAGCUAAAACAGCCAUACAUAGCCUUUUAGACUAAUGAUCUGGCAUUCUGCAUUUAAUUCACAUUUCACAGAUAAAAGUCAAUGCUUUUAUGUACUCAUUAUACCAUAUGCUAUCCUUUAUUUUAUUCAUUGUACCUAUUUUCUUAAUAUACCUGCUGCCACAUCUUUCACCCAACACCAGUAGUUGCAGUUUCAGACUAUAUACUGCAGGAUACCAAAAAGGGGUGGGCAAAAAUACUCCAUGGCGUAUAGGGGUGCAGCGAGCAAGCACCAUUAUCUGUUCAUUUUCCAACCCUGCUAUGUUCUGCAGGAUGGGGGACCACCGGUAGGAGCUGAGAGACGCUUGGGUCUGUCAGUGUUUGAACUUUGACUUCUCAUCAACCUCAGGUCUGAAGUGAUACGAGCACAGUAGACUCAACUCCAUGUUACUGGUCUCUGCAUUGCUGGUUGAGUGGCCCUGGUGGAAUGGAGCUGGUAAUGCUUCGCUGCACAUACAGGGCUGUGUUACUGUAGAGAUCAAAAGAAAUGGUCCCUUAGGGCUCAUGUUUGAACAUCAGUUCUGGUUGAGAAGCUCAUGUUAAGACUCCCGUAUCUUUCCUUGUUUGCAGAUAUACAGUCAUGUCUUUCUUAAAUGCAGAUGUUUAAUAAAACUCAAAUAAAAGGAAAAACUUGUUUCACUUGAUAUUUUUAAGGCCAAGAGCAGAUCAAUAGUUUGCAGGUAAUGCUGCUCCUUUGUAUGAUUUUGUUUGUAAUUAUGGUAAUGUUAGGGGCACUAGGACACCUUACAGAAGCCUUAAGAAGAAGCUAAUCAAAGCAGAUAGGUCUAUGUUUGUGUUUUUGUGGGUCUGUAGGUUUGUAUGUGAGAGUGUAUGUGUGAGUCCAUGUUAAAGCAUGUAGAUUGAGCAUGAAAACGUUGAAGGCCCACACAUCUUGGAAAAUAUGCUUGUUGCUUUACAAUGUAUGUAAACGGUUCUCCAGCAUAAAUACAUUCAUACUUUAAUAAAAAAGAAAAUGUCCUGAGUUAAA
Molecule: messenger RNA, 2272 nt
Organism: Pezoporus occidentalis (night parrot)
Lineage: Eukaryota; Metazoa; Chordata; Aves; Psittaciformes; Psittacidae
Gene: PID1
Product: phosphotyrosine interaction domain containing 1
Exons: 3
Coding region: 126-779 (217 amino acids)
Biological process (GO): regulation of cell population proliferation; negative regulation of insulin receptor signaling pathway; negative regulation of D-glucose import across plasma membrane
Cellular component (GO): cytoplasm
Source: RefSeq, a predicted model, not a curated record